Molecule: messenger RNA, 4682 nt
Organism: Bicyclus anynana (squinting bush brown)
Lineage: Eukaryota; Metazoa; Arthropoda; Insecta; Lepidoptera; Nymphalidae
Gene: Spec2
Product: CDC42 small effector protein homolog
Exons: 4
Coding region: 586-834 (82 amino acids)
Biological process (GO): regulation of Rho protein signal transduction
Cellular component (GO): plasma membrane
Molecular function (GO): small GTPase binding
Source: RefSeq, a predicted model, not a curated record
AUUCACGUCAUCAGUCAAAUACUGUACCGCGUGUGGGGCUUACGCGUUUUUUGUUGCCGUUUAAGAUACUAUCAAAAAAGUUCAAUUAAUUACCAAUUCACUUAAAGCCACGGUGUUAUCUGGGUGCCUUUUUAACUGCAUUAAUUGUUUCUGUGUCAACGCAAGCAUCAAGGAUUUCUUUCAUUAUAUUUCACCGACGCGCCAUGUGACCGCGUGUCAGUCCGCGCUUGAUCAGCAGAGAGAACGCAUCUCGUACGAACCGGAUCGAUAUCACUAUCGCACUGAUAAAAAACAUCAUCCACAUAGUCUGAACUACGAAGAAACAACAAGUGUGGACAAAAACCGAUCCAUUUUAUAACAAGAAUCGUACAAGUCAAGUUCUUUUUUUUGUGUCAUUAUUUGUUUCAAAAUCUUGUGCGUUUGAACGUGUCUGUUACUUGUACAAGUGUAAAUAAAGUUGACAAAAAUAAAAGCUUUAAAUUCGUGCAGCGUUUAGUCAAGUUUGCAACUCGUGCAAGUGUUAAUUAAAUAACUGUUGCUUGUGCUGUGUUUGUGUGGUAGUGUUGUGGUAGGAGACUAUUCGAAAUGGCAACUACUGGUGGUGAAAUGUGGCUGCAAUGGUUUGCGUGCUGCUACCAACCGGCUGCUCAAGCACAGAGGACCGCUCGGCGGAGAAUAGACCGGUCUAUGAUCGGUGCUCCGACCAACUUCCAGCACACAGGCCACAUAGGGUCGACGGACGUGGACAUGCCGUCUUCGCUGCUGCACUCCAUACAAAACCAGAUGCAGAGCAAGGGCGGCUACGAGAUGGCUUACGGUGUUAAGGUUUACUGAAGAUGCGAAGUUAUCAGAGACAUUAGUGACAGAAAACAAGAGUGAUUUUUUUUAAUAUGAUCUUGACUUGUAUUUAUUAAAGAGAACUAAUGUAAGUUUAGUUUUAGUGCUAGUUUGUUGUGUAUAGAGAGUCACAUCGGAGUCAAUUGAGAAAAUGUAUCUGAGUUACCUAAAGCGAUGUACGCACAUAAAUUCUUGUGUAUUAAAUUAAUUAAGAAGGAAACAUACUUGUAACACGCGAUGUUUAAUGGUUUAUAGCCAUUGUAGUAUUUGUAUGACUCUCGACUUCAAUGUCGUUUAAUUGUUAUGAUUCUGGUCCUGAUGUUACGUCCUUUAUUCGAUGUUAUAUAGACUCUUGGAAAAGUCCUGAUUCUUUUUUAAGUUAUCUAAAUUUGUUAAACGAUUUCCUGCGGUGCUUUGUAAGUUAUGACAGUAUGUGGUUAAGCGAGUUCAACAGUAAUAGUAGUUUUAUCAUCUGCAGUCUCUCUGUAAUCUGUCGUUAACUUAAUCCACAGAUUUAUAAAGGAUCAUAAAACUCAUAACCAAUCAUCUAAAUUCUUAUUGCUAAGCAAUUUUAUCGACAGACUACAGAUUGAUAGAAAAUGAUAUUUUAAAUAAACAAAGGUGUUCUAAGAUAUCUAGAUAGCUAUUAACUCGUGAAAAUACUCUCUACUUGAAAGUCUAGUAUAGUAGGUACCCGUCAAUAAAAAUUACACAUCGAGAGGUUUUCCAGAAAUGGAUCCAACCACGGUCACAUGGCGUCGGGAUUGUGGCACUUCACAACCUUCUUCGGUUAUAAACCUCCCUAAACCGAGGUCCGAGUCUCACAGAAUCUGAGACAUGUUUUAUUCUUCUACGUUUUUCUAGUCCUUGGACUUGACUGUAGCAGAACUUCUGCGCUCGCAUUAAAAACCACAAUAUUCAAUAAAUACAGAGUCUGAAAAAAUACCACACCAAGAAUGCUAGACUUAUCUUCAUUUACUCCUUCUUUAAUGACCUAUUUACUUUGCGAUCGAGCGCUAAUUCUGCGAUAGUUGUUUGCUCUGACGCCGCUACAAUCUGAGGUUCACAAAAAAAAAUAACCGACUAAAAAACUUUGUCUUUAUCUUUUAUGACGUUUAAACUUUUAUAAUAUCCAUGAACGGGGCAGAGAUGAUGCUUUCCAAACUAUGAAACAAUCUUCUUUUAGAAACUCAAUGUGUAAUUUACGCUGGUGUAAUACAUGCUUUGUCAUUGUCAGGGUACAAACUGAAGUUUUCUAGUAUAACGGGAUAUUAAUUGAAUAGCUCGUUUAAAAUUACUUAUGUUAUUACAACUCGAAAUACCAAAUGAUUCUUCUCAUGUUAUACUACGUAGAAUAAUAUUAUACUUUACCUUUAGACUGUAGAUUUGUAAACUGUGUGUGUUUAUAUUUGUUAAUUGGAAUAUUCUCAUGUUUAGUGUAAAAUUAUUGUAUCGUUAUUAUAUGAAGCCGGAUUUACAUUGCGAAAUUAGUGGAUUUAAAAAAAUUAUCACAUUUCCAAAUCGAGUUUAACUUCUAAAUUUCAUAGAUAUGUUAGAUGUUAUGAAUUUUAUACAUUUUGAUUCCCAUUGUGCAAAUCAUAGAACAUGUAACGAAAGUAACAUUUAUUGAAACUUUGUCAUAACAGCUCUACUAAAUUUAAACUUUUAGUUACAGUUUCUAAUAUGUAAGUAAAAUUUACUUGCACGUAAAACUACUUUAGUGUCUCAAUGUAAAUUCGGCUUAACAUCCUUAUUCUCACACAUUAUAUUAGCACAUAGCAACUGUAUGUAUGCCCAGUCAGUGAUACCUCCUUAUUAGUACAUGAAUAACCUGUCUAAUGUAUGCAUACCACAAACUAAAGAAAUGUUCUUUUAAAAAUCAAAAUUCAUUUAAAUCGUGUAAGCUUAGUUUACAAAAACUUUUGAAACGUCAGGUCUGUCUGUUUGUAAUAACGGUACAGACAUUUAGAUUACAUUUUAUAAUAAUGUACUUACAUAAUUACCAGAUAUUUGACUUCUUAGCUUCAAAAUAUUGGGUAAAAUAGGUACCUACUCAGUUUUCGCAAAGGUAUCGUAUUAUUUAGUCAACGUUAUGUGAAUAUUUGUGCGAAUGGUACCUACAGUUUUAAUAUGACAGUGCUCAACUGUACAGUAAUGUGUGUGAAUACGGGUUUUUAAUAUUGUUAAAUAUUAUAUUAGAUAAAGUCUUCAUGCCCGAACCUUUUUGAGCAUACGAAUGACUGAAAUGCCAGCAAAUUAUACAUGAUAUUGACAUGAUAUGAGUAGUAAGUCGUUAUAACUAUCGACCAUUCAUCGUACGUUAAUUUUAAAAUGCAUUAAAGCUAAGUUACACGAAAACAGUUUCUCGAGUUCAUAAAAUAUUAUCCUAUACUCGGCAUACAAUUCUCGCCAGCGGUUAUUUGAAAUAAGCCAACUUGUAUUAAUAAAGCAAUGCUGAGGUGAGGUGUCGAAUGUAAGAUUGACAGAAUUAAGUUUUUGUUAGUAGAACCCUUGAUUCGACGCAUUAUGGGAUGUGUUAUUUGCACGACUACAAUGAUUUCCACAGGUUCUGGCAAUUAUAUAAAUAAGUCAUAAACGGUUUUUUACAGUUUACAACGAUCAAGUUUUAACGGCUUCAGAGAAAGCCAAAACAUGAAAAAGCUUUUUAAUUUCAAAUAAGCAUUCGAGAGAACUGCCAUGAAAGUCGACCGGCAUAACUCAACCAAUUAUUAUUAUUAUUAUUAUACAUGCAGUGAUCGAGGAGAGUUCAAGAAACCACUAGAUGUCGCUCGCAUUCGAUAACUCUCCUCGUAUAAGUUAGCCUUUAGUCAUUAGUUUCAAUAUGCUCAAGCAAUUAUUUCGACUAAACAAUUGAACAUUGAACAAUACACGGGCUAUGCAGUUUUAAAAUUUUUAUUUUCUGUAAGUGUAUUAAUGUAAAUUAGAAUAAUUGAUUUAGCGACAUUUUCAAUCUGUGUGGGAUUUGUAUUCUGUCAGCAAGUUUAAUAAUUAAUAAUUAUAAUUUUUUUAUAAUUUAUAGAUGUUUGAGAAGAAGAUUUGAGUUUUUACGAAUGUGUUAUACCUACGAUAGGUCCGUUCAAUACAUACUCAUACUGUGUCAAUGGAAAAAUUCAACGAAAUAUUAUGUAAAAGGGAAGGAACGUAGGCGAGGUUGAUGUACAAAAUGGGGGUACGUUCAUUUCAGUUUUUUAUUUUAGCUAUGGAGGGUAAAGGCAUGGCGAAAAAGUGUACCCAUAAACAAAGGGCCUAGUUGCAGUAUGAUACUGUUACGAUCGGGUUAACGUAACGCGAAUUUCUAAGGAAUUGAAACAGCGCCAUCUAGUGGCACAACUGUCUUAAUUAUUGGUUUGUGGGUUUUGUAUUAUUAAAACAACUCGAUGGAUAUAACUAAUCACUAUAUAUUUAUCCAAAAUAUUAUUAUUUAGCAAGGUAGGCAAUACGUCCGUCCACUAGCACGGUGUGACAAGAAGUGAGGAACAUUACGAAAACAUUUAAAUACAUUCUGUUUGGAAUGAACGAUGAUGGCGCUGGCGUAUUAUUUUAUACAAUCAAAUAUCUUCUUAAUUAUAUUUAAAAUCAGGAUUAGUUUUUGUAUUUAUUUGUAAAAUAAACCAACACGCCCCCUCAAAAAUUAAUCGACUUUAUACAAAUCAACUUUAGACAGAACAUAUGUACCUCCUUGCUUUAUAACUGGGAGUUACAUUAUAAUGGCCCAACAUUUGUUGCACAGGACUAGGAAAACCCAGUAAAACCUAAUCAGACCAUUUCAUUUACUUAAUUAUUGUAAACUAAUUAUAAUAUAAUAUAAAUCAACAGUAUCUUAA